AUGUUACCAUUGCGCAAUGACUUGUACUAUGUUACCAUUGCGCAAUGGUACAACAAAGCGACCGGUAAUACAGACUGGUACUAUGUUACCAUUGCGCAAUGGUACAACAUAGCGACCAGCAAUACAGACUUGUACUAUGUUACCAUUGCGCAAUGGUACAGAAUAGCGACCAGCAAUACAGACUUGUACUAUGUUACUAUUGCGCAACGGUACAACAUAGCGACCAGCAAUACAGACUUGUUCUAUGUUACCAUUGCGCAAUGGUACAACAUAGCGACCAGCAAUACAGACUGGUACUAUGUUACCAUUGCGCAAUGGUAUAACAUAGCGACCAGCAAUACAGACUUGUACUAUGUUACCAUUGCGCAAUGGUACAACAUAGCGACCAGCAAUACAACACAGACGCGCCCGGCAAAUAGGUACUAUAUGAUAAAUGCAAGCGGACCUCAUACAGGGAUUGCAUAUUGUGGGCAGUAA
Messenger RNA from Sphaeroforma arctica JP610, 477 nucleotides. RefSeq lists its product as hypothetical. The coding region runs from base 1 to 477 and encodes 158 amino acids. Lineage: Eukaryota; Ichthyosporea; Ichthyophonida. The transcript is spliced from 2 exons. The record is from RefSeq and is a predicted model, not a curated record.